AUGAAAAUCCUCGCAAUCAUUGCUCUUGCGUCCGGAGUGGUCGCUCUUCCCCAAUUCAGAUCUCCGUGGGGCUGCCUAAAUUGCCCAAAUACUACUAUUACUACUUCUACUACUACUACUCGCAUCCCUCUACAUACUCUCUUCCCUGCGACCACCGAUCGGCCUACUAGCACAACAAAACACAUCCCGCUACAUACCCUCAUCCCUGCGACCACCGAUCUGUCUACUAGCACCAGAAUGACAACACAACACAUCCCGCUACAUACCCUCAUCCCUGCGACCACCGAUCGGCCUACUCCAACACCAACUAGAACCCCCCAUUUCCCAGCACCGAAACCCGGUCUGCUAGCUGAAUUCGGCAUACAUUGA
Messenger RNA from Histoplasma capsulatum G186AR, 369 nucleotides. RefSeq lists its product as uncharacterized. Lineage: Eukaryota; Fungi; Ascomycota; Eurotiomycetes; Onygenales; Ajellomycetaceae. The transcript has a single exon. The record is from RefSeq and is a predicted model, not a curated record. Bases 1 to 369 code for a protein of 122 amino acids.